This is a messenger RNA of Amphimedon queenslandica, 1153 nucleotides long. Its product is annotated as nicalin-like. Gene Ontology annotation, biological process: regulation of signal transduction. The annotation marks the transcript as partial. The record is from RefSeq and is a predicted model, not a curated record. Gene Ontology annotation, cellular component: membrane. Lineage: Eukaryota; Metazoa; Porifera; Demospongiae; Haplosclerida; Niphatidae. The transcript is spliced from 12 exons.
UACGACUCGUUUGGAUUGGCUCCGGGGCUGGCUAGCAGUGGUGAUUCAGGUGGUAGUGGUGUGGCAGCCAUAUUAGAACUAGCCAGACUCUUCUCAAAUUUAUAUUCCAAUCCUUACCAUAAACCCAAGUACAAUUUAUUAUUUGUAUUGACUGGAGCUGAUAAUUUCAAUUAUUUUGGAACCAAAUACUUCAUUGAGGACAUGCUUGAAGAUGCAGAUAAUUAUCUUUUAAGUGAAGCCGACUACACGCUAUGCCUUGAUGCCCUCGCUGGGGGGUCUGAUAUUUUUCUACAUGUUUCCAGACCCCCCAAGGAGGGGACUAAAGGACAGGAACUAAUGGCCAGAAUGAACGAAUCCCUGUCAUUAGUGGCAGGUCUUUCCAGUGUGACUUUGAAUCAUAAGAAGAUUAGGAUUGGUGAUGAUGCUUUAGCUUGGUCUCAUGAGAGGUUCUCACUCCGUAAGGUCCCAGCUGGCACUCUAUCACACUUCUCUCAUCACUCGGACAUCAGAAGAAAAUCAAUGUUCCAUACCAGUACUGAUGUGGAUGGUCUCAGUGCUAGUGUCCAGUUGAUUGCUGAGUCAGUGGUGAGACACAUACUGCCUGAGAUUAAUGAGAUGGAUAGCAACUAUACCAGUGGAAUUUUCACAGGUCAAAUGUCAGUACAUACUGAUAGUCUUCAGUCAUGGUUGGAUUAUUUAUCUCAAACUGGGCGGUCCCAGCAAUCUUUAUUAAAUAAGGAUCAUCCAUUACUGCUCAGUUUACAGCAGACACUAUCAAGUUAUGUUCAUGAGGUAUCAACUUUCACUCAUAAACCUGAUAAAAGUGAUCCAGAGUUUGUGAUAUACACUCAGUCAGUGAGUAUCAUGCACUCAUACAGUGUGAAGCCAGCAGUACUUGACCUAGUGUUAGCGAUCAGUAUAUUGUGUUAUAUGGGAGGAGUCUAUCUGUUAGUAAUGUAUUUUUCAAAUAUUAGUCAACUUAUAAAUGAAGUUAAGUAUAGGGUGAAAGCUAAGAGGGAUUAGUUCAGUACACUCACUGUACCAAUGUAUGAGUAUUGAACAAUGGAUGAGUAUGAUCUCUGACUAGUUUGUGUGUCUUGAAUCAAAUCAACAAUUCUAUAAUUAAUAUUAUUAUUAUUAUUAUUAUUAUUAU